AUGUUGCGACAAGAAGAACCAACACAAAGGAGCCAGGACACUCUCAAUAAUAUGACAGCCAUGAUGCAAUGGCAGGUCAAAAGGCAGUUCUGGAAGGACCGUGAGGCUGGCAUAGCUAGAAUUCCAAAUCCGGAUUCUGUUCUCCAACAGCUAGACCUUCCCUAUGGCCCUCCACCAGGAUUAGCAUGGUCAUACUAG
Molecule: messenger RNA, 198 nt
Organism: Prunus armeniaca (apricot)
Lineage: Eukaryota; Viridiplantae; Streptophyta; Magnoliopsida; Rosales; Rosaceae
Source: the annotation of a GenBank genome assembly